AGACUACGAAACGGAGGCAUCAUUGUAGAACUAACCUCAUCAACAGCAGCAAAUUGGAUUCACCUCCCAGAAAAUCGAAUCAAAAUCAUCGAGGCACUCAACAUCCCGGCAACAAUUAAGGAACGAAGAUUCUCCAUCAUCGUACCAUUCUUGCAAACCUCCUCCGAAAUAGAAGACCCAGAAUGGAUACGCCUUGUAGAAGAAGAAAACGAUCUCAGUAAAGGAGUUAUAGAAUCAGCGCAAUGGAUCAAACCAAGGAUAAGACGAGCGCCCAACCAAAGAGUAGCUCACGCCAUCCUCCAUUAUACAGACUCAAACGCAGCCAACGUCGCACUACGGGACGGCAUAUACAUCAAUAAAGAAAAACUCCAUCCUCGCAAGGACAAGAAAGAACCAGUGCGGUGCGUCAAAUGCCAGCUAUGGGGCCAUAUAGCUAGAGAUUGCCAUGCACCCCGCGACACGUGCGGGACAUGCGGCAACACCCACCGCACAAGCGAAUGUCACGCAUACAAAACCUUCUACUGCGUCAGUUGUGAUGCAAACGACCAUGCCAGUUGGAAUAGAAAUUGCCCGGAAUUCGAAAACCGAUGCGCAGGCAUCGACGCAAAACAUCCAGAAAACUCUAUGCCCUUCUUUCCAACAAAAGAC
Messenger RNA from Suillus clintonianus, 648 nucleotides. RefSeq lists its product as uncharacterized. Gene Ontology annotation, molecular function: nucleic acid binding; zinc ion binding. Lineage: Eukaryota; Fungi; Basidiomycota; Agaricomycetes; Boletales; Suillaceae. The transcript has a single exon. The annotation marks the transcript as partial. The record is from RefSeq and is a predicted model, not a curated record.